ACAUGCAUUUGUUCCUUGGAAUCCCCUUCCUACUCUCUACCCGUUCCCAUUGUCAACUGGGUGGUGUUGAGAUGGAUAGCAAUGUGUGUUGUUUAGUUCAGCUAAUUCAGCCGACCUGAGGAUUGAGCCGAGCCGAUCCGAGGAACAGCUCGUGUUCACUCUCCGUCUUGUUUCUGUGUGAUUCCUUUCGUCCCAAUCGCUCUCUACUCCCUGUAGUGCUAUUCCGAACCAAAUUAGGGUUAGGGUUUUCACUCAAACCAUGUCAGUUGACAAAGCCAAGCUCCUCUGCAACUUUAAUUCGCUCACCGUCUCGCCAAACUCAGCUAUGGAGCUCAAACCCACCACUGUUAUCAAAACUACUAAAUCGUAACAUGUGCCUUGAAUCAAAACCUCUGUGUGUGUGUAUAUACAGAUAUUGAACCUGAAAGUAAUGAAACGAGCUAGUGGCUGUGAUUAACAUCUUCCGAGCAAGAGAGAGAAUGUAGCUACUGCUGAUGAUGAUGGUGAUUUCCGGUGCAGCUUAUGCUGUUUCGAGAAAAGCGGCUUUUGCUAUUCAAAAUGGUAAUUUUCCUCGUUUAUUCUUGUUGAUACAUCCAAUUGCUUCGGUUAGGUUGUGCUCUCAAUCUUCAAUUGCUAUUACUAACCAAAGAGAUUCGAAGCGUCGAACCCAAACCCAAUUCGGCAAAUCUUUUAGUGAUAAAUGCAAGUCUGGUUUCUCUAAUCUUGAUGAUGCCCUAACUUUAUUCAACAACAUGCUUCAAACGAAACCCAUUCCAUCCAUUGUGUGUUUCAAUCAGCUUUUAGGGUCCUUGGCUAAAAUGAAGCAUUAUUGGACCGUGAUUUCUCUGUUUAAAAGGAUGGAUUCAUCUGGAGUGAUCGUCAUCAAACCUGAUCUUUUUUCGCUGAACAUUGUUGUUAAUUGUUUCUGCCACUUAAAUCGGCUUGGCUUUGCUUUCUCUGUGUUAGGGAAAAUCUUCAAACUCGGGUUUGAACCUAGUUAUGCCACCUUCACUACUCUGAUCUGUGGGCUUUUUGCUGACGGUCAAAUGGACAAAGCAGUGAAGUUUGUUGAUGAAAUUGUAAGUAUAGGUUUCCAACCUAAUCACAUUACUUAUGGAACUUUAAUUAACGGAUUAUGCAAAACUGGAAGGAGGAAGUCCGUCUGACAUAAUGCAUUACAACACCAUCAUCCACAGCCUCUGCCAGGAAGGACAUUCGGUUACUUAAGAAGAUGGAAGGAGGAAGUCCGUCUGACAUAAUGCAUUACAACACCAUCAUCCACAGCCUCUGCCAGGAAGGACUGGUAACGGAGGCUUUGAAGUUCUUUUCAGGAAUGGUCGAUAAGGGCAUUUCACCAACUGUGGUCUCGUACAACUGUUUGAUUCAAGGCACAUGUUAUUUAGGCCAGUGGAAAGAAGCUACCAGGUUGUUGAAUGAGAUGGUGGAGAGGCAAAUUGCACCUAAUUUGAGAACCUUUACUAUUUUGGUUGAUGGACUUUGUAAAGAAGGAAUGGUUGGGGAAGCACAAGUUGUAGUUGAAUCAAUGAUUCAACGAGGUGAGGAACCUGAUGUCUUCAUUUACAAUGCACUGAUGGAUGGGUACUGUUCGGGAGGCCAAAUGAACAAGGCUCUAGAAGUGUUUGAUGUUAUGGUUGCCAGGAAUUGUGCACCUAAUAUAGUUAGUUGUAACAUCUUGAUUGAUAGAUACUGUAAGAGUUACCGGAUUAAUGAAGCCACCUGUCUCCUCCAAGAAAUAUAUCGUAAGGGGUUGAUUCCUACUAAUUUUACUUACAAUAUUCUUAUAAGAGGUUUGUGCCUGGCGGGGAGACUUCAAACUGCACAAGAGCUUCUUGAUGAGAUGCAUGUGCGUGGCUGUCUUCCAGAUCUUAUAACUUAUAAUACGUUGUUGGAUGGCUUGUGUAGAAAUCAACAUGUUAAGGAGGCUGCGACAUUGUUUCAAGCAAUGCAAGGUAGCAAGUUGAAUCCUGAUAUCAUUACUUCCAAUAUUUUCAUUGAUGGCUUGUGCAACGCUGGGAAAGUUGGUGUUGCAAAGGAUAUCUUUUGCAGUCUCUCUACCGAAAGGAUACAACCUGAUGUCCAAACUCAUAACAUAAUGAUUAAUGGACUUUGUAAAGAAGGGUUACUUGGUGAAGCAGAUAACUUGUUCAAGGAAAUGGGAAAAUAUGGAUUGUCAUCCGAUGAAUGUUGAUAUGAAUGCUGAAUGGGUUCAGAUAUGACUUGAAGAUUGAUUCAAGCAACUAAUAUGCUGGUGUUGCAGCAAACCACAGAGAAUUGAUCAAAACCUAGUGGAAAAAUAUGGAUCAGCAAUGUUUGAUGGGCUUUCAACUCGGAGGUAUAGGUAUAGCCAGAGAAAUUUGUGAUUUUUGCUUGAUCCUUUUUUUGGGUGUAUCAAUGAGAUUGUGGCUCAAACUGACCAUUGAGAAUGGUGUGAAUAUCAUCAUAAUGUUGGUCCGAUUCCUCCCUGUCUUCUCCACUAGAAAUCAAAAUCUUUCUUUCUUCUCCA
Messenger RNA from Cornus florida, 2524 nucleotides. RefSeq names its product pentatricopeptide repeat-containing protein At3g22470, mitochondrial-like. Gene Ontology annotation, molecular function: protein binding. The record is from RefSeq and is a predicted model, not a curated record. The coding region runs from base 1232 to 2209 and encodes 325 amino acids. The transcript is spliced from 2 exons. Lineage: Eukaryota; Viridiplantae; Streptophyta; Magnoliopsida; Cornales; Cornaceae.